This is a messenger RNA of Cornus florida, 846 nucleotides long. RefSeq lists its product as uncharacterized. The transcript has 2 exons. Bases 1 to 846 code for a protein of 281 amino acids. NCBI's taxonomy places the organism in Eukaryota, Viridiplantae, Streptophyta, Magnoliopsida, Cornales, Cornaceae. The record is from RefSeq and is a predicted model, not a curated record.
AUGACAGCUCAGAGUUCUCGACCAAGCAGAGGGGUUUCUUCAAGCGCACCCACUCAGCAGUCAGGUUAUCAGGUAGGUGGUUCUCAGGGGCAGAGGACUCAGGGUCAUGUGUAUGUAGUUACUUCAGCCGAGCCAUCAUCCAGUUCUUCAGUUGUCAGGGGUAUGUUUCUUGUGUUCCAUUCUUGGGCUCAAGUAUUGUUUUAUUCUGGUGCUUCUUACUCUUUCAUCACUUCAUCAUUUACACGAGCAUUGGCUUUAAAGGUCAGUCAGUUAGACAUACCGCUUUGUGUUGACACGCUUAUUGGGGGUUUAGUCACUCUUAGUAGAGUUUGUCGGGGUUGUUCCAUUACCAUUGACGGACGGGUACUAGAGUUCAAUCUCAUCCUUCUCGAGAUGGCAGGGUUUGACGUCAUUCUUGGGAUGGACUGGUUGUCGUUCUUCAAAAUCAUUAUUGAUUGUUUCAGGGGUAGAGUGUCAGUGUGUACCCCGAAUGGGGAUUGUUUCUGUUUUAUGGGAGAUCGGUGUGAUUCUCUCACUCCUUCAUUUUAUAGUGUUAGAGGUCGGAAUCGUCAAGGGCUCUUCUUGGCUAGCCUAUUUAUCAAUGAUGAUGUUGAGUUUCAUGGGAUUGACUAUCCAGUGGUUGUACGUGAUUUUCUAGAUGUGUUUCCGGAGGACUUGACUGAGUUGCCUCCAUAUCGAAAGGUUAGGGAUGAGGAUAUCCCAAAGAUAGCGUUCCGUAUACGGUAUGGACAUUAUGAGUUUCUCAUUAUGCCUUUCGGUAUAACUAAUACGCCAACAGCAUUCAUGGACCUAAUCAACCGUGUCUUUCAUGAUUACCUGGACUAG